Schistosoma mattheei is the source of this 3382-nucleotide messenger RNA. NCBI's taxonomy places the organism in Eukaryota, Metazoa, Platyhelminthes, Trematoda, Strigeidida, Schistosomatidae. The record is from the annotation of a GenBank genome assembly.
UAAAAUAUUAUUGAUGUAUGUAUAAAUGAUUUGAAUGUUUAAAAUAGUAUCAUAACUGAUAUUAUUACUAUUAUUACGAAAACGACGACAACGAAAACGACGCUGAGGUUAGUUGAUAAUCAUAUAGACCAUGUCAUCUGAAAGUGGAUUAUUUCGACGUUCAUCAUUGCCUUCACAAAUACAACAACAACAACAACAACAGCAACAACAACAACAACCACAACUCCAAUCUCAGUCUCAAUCCAUGUCAACAUUUAGUUCUGAUAAUUCAGGAUUAUUAACAUCAACUAAUAAUAAGACUAAAAAAGAAUGUUUUAAUUUUGAACCACAACAAUGGCGUAAAUCUGUUUGUAAAAAUUGUUUUCGUACACAACCUGAACAUCAUAAGUUAAUUAGUAAUAAUUUAAAGGAUGAAAUGAAUUCAACUUUGAAAUCUCAAUUAUCAUUUGAUAGUAAUGUGAAUAUUAAUAAUAAUAAUAAUAAUAAUAAUAUUAGUGGAGUUGGUUGUGUUGUUGUGUCUGAUAAUACUACUAAUACUACUAAUACUUCUAUUAGUAGUAGUACAAUAACUACUACUACUACUACUACCGUUAAUAGUAGUUGUGAAACAAAGUCACGUGAUUCAUCAAUUAGUAAAAAUAACAAUGGAUUAUUUGGUAGUAAUACAGCGGCUAGAGCUGCUGCAAGAAAAAUUGCAGUUGGACAAAGAUAUUCCGAUUCAGAUGUUCGUAAUCAUGAAUUAAGAAAAUCCACUAAUCUUGUGAAUACAACAAUUGGACAACCGCAACAACAACAAUCCACAAUUGGUAUUAGUCAUUCAUCAGCAUCAAGUAUUGAUGCAAGAUAUGUGGAAGAAUUAGAAAAUGAUUUUUUUGCAUUAGAAGAUAAACAUGAAUUAUUAUUAAGAGAACGUGAUGAAUUAAAUAUAGAAUUAGAAGUGAAAAUUCGUACCAUUAGUGAAUUACAAGCUACAUUAGAUCAAUAUCGUGAAAAAGUUUCACAACUUGAAAGACGUUGUGGACAUUUAGAAGAAGAAGUGAAAAGUUAUCGAGAACGUUUAAAACUUCCAGAAAGUGAUCAGAAUCAUUCACCGAAUACAAUCAUUUUGGAACAACAUCAACACCAACAACAACAAUAUUCAAUUGGUCCUACUGAUAUUCAUUGUAGUGCAGAACUUCAACAACGUCUUAAUGAAGUGGAACAAUUAUGUCAAGAGGUUAUGGAAGAGAAUGAACAAUUAAAAGAGGAUGUUGAAGAAAUGCAUCGAGAAAUUGAAGAGAUGCAUGAUCAUUUUCAAGAAGAGGAUCGUGAUGCUGUACGUGAACUUCAACGUGAUCUAGAAGCAGCUAAUAAAGCUUGUAGAAUAUUACAAUUUAAAUUACGUAAAGCUGAAAGACGUUUUGAACAAUGUGAAGCGGAACGAGCUAAUUUAGAAGAACGAUUAGCAAGACUAGAAUCGGAAUUAUAUAGUGAAGCAGAUGUAGCACAUAUACAUAAUUUAGAGGAGGAAUUACGUGUAGCCAAAGAAGUUGGUGUACGUUUAAAUAAUGAAUUAGAUUUAUUAGACGAGAAACGUGUUUAUUAUGAAGAAGAAAAUCGUCAACUCAAUGAAGAAUUACAAACAUCACAAAAUAAACGAAUUGCUGUAGAAAAUGAAUUAGGAAGACUUAAACUUGAAUUUGAUAAAUUGAAAAAUGAAAAAGGUGCUAUUGACAAAGGACCAUUACAAGUUACGGAUAAAAAUAGAUCUAGACAAAGUGUUUCAUUGUCACGUGAAGAAUCUUUUGAAGAACAUCAAAUUGUACGUGAUUUAGAAGCAGCUAGAGAACGUGAAACUGAUUUAUCAGAACAAUUACGUUUUGCUGAAGAAGAAAUAAGAAAAGUGAAAAGACGAUUAAAAGAAUCACAAGCAGAAAAUGAUAUAUUAUCUAAAAAGAUGGGAAAAAUUGUUUCAUUACAAUCACGUGAAAAUCGAUUAAUUGGAAAUACUGAAGAACAACAAACUGUACCAUCAAUUAGUCCAUCAUGUAAUAAUACUAAUUCAACUAUUCAUUUAGAAUCAACUAAAACUUUAUUAACUGGAGUAGCUGAACGAAUCAAAACUAAACUGAAUAUAGAUAAUGAACUAAGAUCAAUUACAAUGACAAAUCGUUUAUCACAAAAUAUUCCCAAUAAUGAAUCAAGUAAUUUGUCCAGUAAAGAAACUUUCCCGAUAGAUAAUGAUGAAUCAAAUUCUCAAAUUAUACAAAAAACUACAAUAGAAUCACCAUUGAAUAAUGAUGAAUAUAAAGAAAAAUUUGAAAUGGCGCUAAAAGAAAAUGACAAAUUAAAAUUAAAAUUACGCGAUACAGAUAAACAAUUAAAACAAAUUCUACGUGAUUUACGUGUUUUGAGUAGUUUUGAAAAAUCGGAUAAUUGGUUUGAAAAAUAUAAUGAUCUACGUGAAACAAUGAAAGAUCAAGAGAAUGAAAUAACACGUCUGAAAAAGAAGCUGAUUGAAUUACAAGAUGACAAUGUUAAACUACGUAUUAAUGAGAAGAAGAUAGAGAAACCAGUUAAAAGUUGUAAACCACGUACUAUACGCUUAGAAUCAAUGAGUCAAGAACUAUUAAUUGAAGAGAUUAAAAAAUUAGAAGAAGAAUUAGAUCAAAAAACCAACGAAAUUAAUGAAGUAAAUGAACAAAUCAAUAAUGUCCGACAUCAUUAUAAACAAUUUGAAGAAUCAACCAUAGAAAACUGUACAGAAUUUAAUCGACGUGAAAGUGAUCUAUUGAAAUGUUUAAGUAAUUUACAAAGUAAAUCUACCGUAUUCAAUGAAUUGGUGAUAAUGUUAGAAGAACAAAAUAAUAAUUUGUUAUUAGAAAUAUGCAGUCUUCUCAAUGUGAAUUACACAAUGGAAGAUCAAUCAUCUGUAACUAAGAAAGUUGAUGAAAUUUCAAAUGAAUCAGUUAAAACAGUAGAUCCAUAUCAAAGAAUUCGAUCCUUGGAAAAACUUCUCUCUGAAGAACAUCAACAUACUUUAAUUUUACAAAAACAUUUAGAAAUAGCAUCGAAAUCCAAUAUUUCUAUUGAUCAAAAUUCUAUAAAACAAUUAGAUUGUAAACGAAGUGAGAUAUUACAAAAAGAGUUGGAUGAAAAAGAAGAAAUACUUGAUGCUCGUGAUGAACAAAUUGCUGAUUUAAAAUCACGUGUUGAACAAAUGCGUAAAAUGAAUGAAGCAAUGCGUGCAUUAAUGGAGAAGGAACCAAGUGAAAUCAAGUCACAAAAACUGGGGACCAAUGUUGAAAUAACUAGUUAUAAAAAAGAAAUUGAAUGUAUGAGAAAAGAAAUGCAAAUUAUUCGUAAUAAUCUUACACAAGCUGAAAAAGUCAAGAGAAAUUAA